AUGUCGUCCAUUGAGGAAAUAUAUCGCUCUAUACCCCCGGUAACACGAACGUAUGUGACGUUGGCUGUGUUGACGACGCUGGGGUGCGCGCUGGAAGUUGUAUCACCGCUGAAACUGUACUUGUCGUGGACGCGAAUUCCUGUUCAGCCGUGGCGGUUGCUCACGAAUUUUACGUUUUUCGGACCGUCGAUAUCAUUGGACUUUAUAUUUCACGUAUUUUUUCUUGCUCGGUAUAGUCGUUUGCUGGAAGAGACGACGUUUCGCGGUCGCUCUGCAGACUACGCCUGGUUCCUCCUGGUCUGUGGGACCUUACUAACCUUGACAGCACCCUUCGUGAAUGUAUUGUUUAUGGGUCCGUCCCUAACGUUCGCCAUGGUUUACCUGUGGUCAAGACGGAACGAGAGUGUUUCUUUGAGUUUCCUGGGGUUGGUGAACUUUUCAGCACCGUUUCUUCCGUGGUUGCUGUUGCUGUUCACGGUUCUUUUCGGGGCGUCAGCGACCGUCGAUCUGCUUGGUAUUGCCGUGGGCCAUGUAUACUAUUUCCUGUCUGAUGUAUACCCAUCUCUGACGGGAUGCCGCCUUCUUGAGACACCGCGCUGGUUCGCGGCAUUCUUCGGCCCGGCUGACUUAACAGUGCCGUUUGCAGAUGCUGCGGCCCCCUUACGAACGUGA
Cyanidioschyzon merolae strain 10D is the source of this 672-nucleotide messenger RNA. RefSeq lists its product as hypothetical. The transcript has a single exon. Gene Ontology annotation, molecular function: ubiquitin-specific protease binding; misfolded protein binding. The coding region runs from base 1 to 672 and encodes 223 amino acids. The record is from RefSeq and is a predicted model, not a curated record. Gene Ontology annotation, biological process: endoplasmic reticulum unfolded protein response. Gene Ontology annotation, cellular component: Hrd1p ubiquitin ligase ERAD-L complex; endoplasmic reticulum membrane. Lineage: Eukaryota; Rhodophyta; Bangiophyceae; Cyanidiales; Cyanidiaceae.